Messenger RNA from Diorhabda sublineata, 3837 nucleotides. It is a transcript of the gene yki, whose product is annotated as transcriptional coactivator YAP1-A. The transcript has 5 exons. Lineage: Eukaryota; Metazoa; Arthropoda; Insecta; Coleoptera; Chrysomelidae. Gene Ontology annotation, molecular function: protein binding; transcription coactivator activity. Gene Ontology annotation, biological process: hippo signaling; positive regulation of transcription by RNA polymerase II. Gene Ontology annotation, cellular component: nucleus; cytoplasm. The record is from RefSeq and is a predicted model, not a curated record. The coding region runs from base 307 to 1563 and encodes 418 amino acids.
UGUUUGUAAUACGCUCAGAGCGGAGGCAAGAGAAACACUGCAUACAAAUAGCGCAGGAUUACCGGGUCCGUUCCGUCUCACUCGUGGUGACAGUUCCCGCGUCCCCCAAAUCUCGGGGAUAAGCGGUCGGGCGAAGCAACAGGCCAAAAACAAUUAGUCCCAACACAAUCGUUGUCGCGGAUUCACGGUAGAAAUUUUAAAAGUUAGAAGGUAGUGUUUUGUAGUGGUGUUUUAUGUCAGUGAGAACUGGGUGAUUUUUUCAAAUAAACACUGUGUUCAGUGGCCAAGUAGUGCCUUAUUAUAACAAUGGCACUAAAUCAAGACGAAGCUAAACAAGUUGUAAGAGUUGAUCAAGACUCUGAAACGGACUUACAAGCACUAUUUGACAGCGUUUUAAAACCAGAUUCAAAAAGACCUUUACAGGUGCCAUGGAGUAUGCGAAAACUCCCGGAUUCGUUUUUUAACCCGCCGUCUACGGGAUCAAAAUCUAUAAAUCACUCUCGCGAAAAUUCAGUGGAUUCUGCAUUUGGAGGUGGUGCUACAGGUGCCACCUCCGUGAAUUCCGUACCCUUACAAACUGCACAUCAUAGGGCACAUAGUUCUCCAGCAUCUCUUCAACAAACGUAUGCCGUAGGGCAGCAACAGGCACCCGUUCAUCAUAUAAAACAAAGAUCUUACGACGUGGCUAGUAAAACAGAAGAUAAUACCCCCUUGCCUCCCGGAUGGGAACAAGCUCGCACCCCAGAAGGACAGGUGUAUUAUUUAAAUCACACGACACGCACAACGACGUGGGAAGACCCUAGAAAAUCACUAGCUGCACAAGCUGCUGCUCAACAACACCAAAGUGCCGAGCAACUAUUAACUGCACAUCAGAUGUCACAUCCACAAUCGCCUAAUUCUAAUACUACUGCCAAAGUAAAUACAGAUGUAGAUUUAGGGCCGUUACCUGAAGGAUGGGAGCAGGCACAAACUCCCGAAGGGGAAGUUUAUUUCAUAAACCAUCAAACACGUACAACUUCGUGGUUCGAUCCUAGAAUUCCAACACAUUUACAGCAACGUACAUCGGGUGGUAACAUUAUUGGUACGUCGUGGCACACUCCAACGCUAUCUUCUUCACCUGCAAAAGCUCAACAAAUUCGGUUACAGCAGCUACAAAUGGAAAGAGAACGUUUGAAACAGAGGCAACAGGAAAUUCGGCGACAACAAGAAAUCAUGAUGAGAAGUUCUAGCGAUUUACCAGUUAUGGACCCUUUCCUAUCCAGUCUGACUGAUCACUCACGCCAGGAGUCCGGCGAUAGUGGACUUGGUAUGGGGACAACAUAUUCUAUGCCACAUACACCGGAAGACUUUCUAGCCAAUAUGGAUGACACUAUGGACGUAGGUAGUGAAAGUCAUACUAUGGACACUCCAGACAUAUCCACGUUAAGUGAUAAUGUCGACUCCACAGAUGAUUUAGUGCCUACCCUUCAACUUGGAGAAGAAGAAUUCCCAAUGUUAGAUGAUAUGCAGUCUUUGAUAAAUCCACCAACUACAAGACCUGACAACGUACUCAUUUGGUUGUAAUUUAAGUGCCUAAGACCUGCUCACGACUUUCUGCAGUUUAUAUUGUUAGACCAAUCUCAUGGUUCGCUUAGGUAAAUUGUUCAUUAAUAUUUUUUAUAAACUGCUGUACACAUGAAACAAUUCUGUUCUAGAACUUCCUCUAAAUUUAAUAUGUUUCAUAAUGAAUGAUAAUAGCAGGCAUAUAUCAUAAUAUCUUUCCUAUAUUAUUAUUUUACACUAUAUACACAUUAAUACUAUAAUAUAUAUUAAGUAUAUUUUGAACAAUAAACAUUUCAAUUGAAACAAAGUUGGUUUUUUCAAAAUAUUGAUUUUAUGUAGGAGUGCGUACUAUAUUAUUAUGUUUAAAACAAGGUUGAAUUACACAAUUUAUGAGUGUAAAUAUUUAUAUAAAUUGACUUUCUUUCUAUUUGAAACCAUUCAAAUAGUUUUCAACUCAAUCCUAAAACAAUCAACUUGUUUUUUAAAUAAAAACAACAAAGUGUAUCAGUACUGUUAUGACUAAACAAAAAUGUAAAUGUUCAUUUUGAUUUGGUAUAUUAUGCAUUAAAAAUUUUGGAAUUAUGAAUUUAAAUACUAAUGUAAAUAGGGGUGGACAAAACUCCAUUGCGAGGAAAUUGCAUUUCGCUGAAAUGAUUCAAGGUACAUGGCAAAUAGAAACGUACUUAAUUGUUUUUUAUAUCACAAAAUAUGCCUAUAAUAACUUAAUACUAUUCACAAAAUUCCAAAAAUAAACUGAAACUUUUCUUAUUUAUUUAUAUUCUUUGUACUGAAAUAAUGAAAAUUAAAUUUUAAUCGCAUAAUUUGAAUUAAAAAGUCAUUGAAUAGUUUAAAAAGCAGCUGUAUGCUACAAAGAAAUAUGUACGACCCUGUAUAUAAAUUUUCUGAUACAUAAAAAAACGAUUCAAAACCUAAGUUCAUUUCUGAAGAAUGAUUACGUAAAUAUAAAUUAAAUUUUGAGGAAAAACUAUCUAGACAGAACACAUUUGUUUUGGCAAUAUAUCAUGUAACAAACAGCAAUAAUAUUUUGAUAUUUUAUAAAAAUGUUAAGUAUGAAGUUUUAGCAUUUGUAAUAUUGUAGUUUUGUCACAGUUUAUGGGAGCGUUAUUUUACUGUUGGGUAUGUUUUUCAUACAUAUAUAGUUUUUAAAUAUCAAGUAAGCUAGUUGUUAACUUAUCAUUAAUUGGUCUACUUACACUUGAUCAAAAAAUAAUUUUAAAAACGUGUUUGUCUAUUUUGUAGUUUUUUGGGCAAAUCAUAUUUGCUUGAAAAAUAGCCCAGACAAAAUUUGUAGCUAACAUUAUUUGAAAUAGAGAAAAUUUCAUAAUAGGUCAUAAAAUAAUUAUGUAAGAAACCUGGGGGGGGUUUUGCUCAUCUUUGGGAGAAAGUAUUUAAUAAGUUAAAAUUAAAUAUUAGAUAGCUAGUUCUAUUUCAGAUGCAGAAUCAUGUACUUCAUUCUAUAAUGUACCCUUUCAUUAAUCUUCUUAUUUUACAAAGUUUUAUUUUUGAUUGAAAUUCCAAAAUUCAUUUUCAUCUUUUUUUAAUAAAAAUAUCAUACCGUAAAAUUCUGAGUUGUGGUGUAAUGUAAUUACAUAAGAACUGACAGAGUAUCUUAAAAUUUUACGUACCCUUACAUGGAGGUUAGGCAAGGAGUUCAAUAACACCCAAAACCAUCUUUACAUAAUUAUUGAAUGGUCUCUUACAUGUUUUCAAAAUAACUUAAUUUUUAAAUUUAAAUAAUUUAAUUUCUUCAUUAUCUUUAAUAUUCAAAUGAAAAGUAGGAAAGCUUCUAAUCACUUUAUAUAUUGUUAAUUUAAACGAAAAAUACUUUUUCAUUGUAAAAGUGUUUUUUUUAAAUUGUGAGUUCUUUUUCUUUGAUGUUGAAUAUUUGACCCCAUAUUGACUGUAAACUUUUUUUUUAUUCCAUUUCUUUAUAAGAAGCUUUAGUAUUUUAGUUAGACUGUUUUUGUUUUACAAAUUCAGCUACACUUUGGAUUUUAUAUUUUUAUUCCACUACUUUGUAACUUAUUUCUGUGAAAUUGAUAAUUGUCUGGUAUGCUAUUAUGAGUUUGUAUGUUGUUUCAAACAGAAUGCUGUAAUAAUUUGAAAAACUACAGAUAAUAACAACAUAUAAACAAGAAAAUGAUUAUAUUCAGAUAAUUAGCAACGAAAAAAUUAUAAAAAAGAUUUUGAAGACCCUUGAAAUGCUGAAAAUACUACUUGCAAUAACAUGUUUGUAUUUUCAAGAGGGUAUUAAAACUACGUUCACUAAUAAAA